Aspergillus aculeatinus CBS 121060 is the source of this 819-nucleotide messenger RNA. RefSeq names its product NAD(P)-binding protein. Lineage: Eukaryota; Fungi; Ascomycota; Eurotiomycetes; Eurotiales; Aspergillaceae. Bases 1 to 819 code for a protein of 272 amino acids. The record is from RefSeq and is a predicted model, not a curated record. The transcript has a single exon.
AUGCGUGCGGUUGCCCUCGUCGGCGCGUUGAACAUCACCAUCAUCGAUGUGUCCAAGCCGACCAUCAUAAAUUCAUCCACUAUUCAUGAUGAUCUCUUCAUGUCCGACAUUCUCACAACAGGCUGGGCAGCGCUUGACUUUGCCGGUCAGGGACCCGGAGAUACGGAUACAAUUUUCGGUGCCGGUCCCGUAGAACAAAUGACUAUCCUUUCUGCCGCAGUGCGCGGCGCGUCCAGGAUCUACGUCGUAGACCACCUUCAAGGCCGCCUGGACCUGGCCGCCGCCCAUGGUGCCAUUCCAGUCAAUUUUGCAUUGGAGGGCUCGAUGGAGGCACUACGCCGGUUCGAACCGGCUGGGGUUACGCGCGUCGCUGACUGUGUUGGUUACGAGGCCGAAGAUGCGGGGGGUAAUAUAAACAGUAGCAUUGUGCUGCACCAGGCUGGACAGGUAGUGGCGCCUCAGGGCGGUAUUGGCGUCGUCGGAGUCUAUGGGAGCGGAAACCAAGCGCAGUCGAUUGACAUCAAGCCUCUUUUCAUGAAUGAUUUCUCAGCGCGUGGAAGCGUCUCAUCGCCGCUGAGCCUUGGCACUCAGAUGCUCAACCUCAUUGUCACCGGUAAAUUGCGCCCAGGGUCCAUCGUGAGCGCCGUUAUCGGAAUUGAGGAAGCGCCCGAGUACUACGCGCGGUUCGACCGUCGCGAGGAAACGAAAGUAGUCAUUGAAUUUCCUUUUGAAAAGCAAUUCUAUGUGGACAGUCAUCUGAAAGGCACGAAGUCUCCCAUACUUAUCGCUGUCGGGGUUUCUGAAGUUAAAGGAAGUUGA